Molecule: messenger RNA, 1891 nt
Organism: Vicia villosa (hairy vetch)
Lineage: Eukaryota; Viridiplantae; Streptophyta; Magnoliopsida; Fabales; Fabaceae
Product: probable serine/threonine-protein kinase PBL23
Exons: 5
Coding region: 340-1677 (445 amino acids)
Biological process (GO): protein phosphorylation
Molecular function (GO): ATP binding; protein kinase activity
Source: RefSeq, a predicted model, not a curated record
UCACAUUUGACCAAGUCUUCAUCCUUUUUUCCAAAUUCAAAGAGGCUAUUGAAGAAAAACAAAGAAGAAAACAAUAAAAAAAAAAUAAAACCAUGUUGAAAUGAUAAGAUUCUCCGAAUCUUGAAUAUCAACGUGGUUUUAAAUUUUAAUCAAGAACAUCUAAAACAGAUAUUUUGAUUUAUGAGGUUUGUUGAUUUUUUACAAGGUUGUUUGUUCUAGCAUUGGAUUAUAGAGCAAACAUUUGCAUGCUGCAUGCAUGCAGAUUAUGGAUUUGGAAAGGUUAAGGUUUUGUAAAUUUGAGGUUUCUUUGUAUUAAGGUUUGUUUAAGGUUGGUGGAAAAUGAGUUGUUUUCCAUGUUGUGCUUCACAAGAGAGAAUCAACAAGAGAUCAUUGAAGAAGAGUAUUAAGGAAUACCAUGAAGCAAAAACUUUAACCUCAUUUGCUAAUAUCUCUUUUAAAACUGAUAGUGGCAAGAGAAGGUUCAUUGCAGAUGAGAUAGCAAAGCUUGGAAAAGGGAAUGUUACCUCGAAGGUAUUUUCAUAUCGCGAUCUAUGCAACGCGACUCAGAAUUUUCAUCCUCCGAAUAUGAUUGGAGAAGGAGGUUUUGGAAGAGUAUACAAAGGAAAGAUUAAAAGCACGAAUCAAGUUGUUGCUGUGAAGCAGCUUGACAGAAAUGGAUUUCAAGGAAACAGAGAAUUUCUUGUUGAGGUUUUGAUUUUGAGUCUUUUGCAUCAUCAAAAUCUCGUGAAUUUAGUAGGUUAUUGCGCCGAAGGUGACCAGAGGGUUUUGGUGUACGAAUAUAUGGAAAAUGGUUCCUUAGAAGAUCACUUGCUUGAUAUAACUCCGGGCAGAAAGCCGUUGGACUGGAAAACUAGGAUGAAGAUUGCAGAAGGAGCAGCAAAAGGGCUUGAAUAUCUACACGAAGAAGCGAACCCUCCAGUGAUAUACCGUGAUUUCAAAGCGUCAAACAUUUUAUUAGAUGAAAGCUACAAUCCAAAGCUUUCAGACUUUGGACUUGCAAAACUCGGCCCGACCGGUGAUAAGUCACAUGUAUCCACCAGAGUGAUGGGAACUUAUGGCUAUUGUGCUCCUGAAUAUGCAUCAACGGGACAAUUAAGUACGAAAUCGGAUGUGUAUAGUUUUGGAGUUGUGUUCUUGGAGAUUAUCACGGGAAGAAGAGUCAUCGACAAUUUGAGACCGUCAGAAGAACAAAAUUUAGUCAUUUGGGCACAACCUCUCCUAAGAGAUAGAAAUAAGUUCACAAAAAUGGCAGAUCCAUUGCUAGGAGAUAACUACCCUACAAAGGGUCUAUAUCAAGCUCUAGCUGUUGCAGCAAUGUGUCUUCAAGAGGAAGCUGAUACGCGGCCGUUAAUCAGCGAUGUAGUUACCGCUCUUGAAUUUCUAGCAAACAAGAUAGAUGAGGAGGGAGAAAAAGUUACAAAAGAGACUUUUGCUUCUCAAGGUGGAAAUCAUGAAUCAAAAGUUGUAAAUAAUGAUGAUGAUAACGACGAUGAGGAUGGUGACGACGACAAUGAUGAUGAUGAUGAUGAAGACGAGGAUGAGUACGAGGAUGGUGAUGACGACGAUGAAGAGGAUGAGGAUGGAGAAAAUGGUAAUGAUAAUGAUAAUGAUAACGAUAACGAUGAUGACAAAGUUCAUAGAAGAUAUAGUGAAUGAAAUUUGUUUUGCAAAGUCAUAGCAGAUUGAAGUUUCAAUCCUAAUAACAUGCCAUUCAAUUUUAUGAAUAUGGCUUGUGUUAAGAUAUGAAACAUGUCAACAAUUAGCUUAAAUCUAAAAGCUUGAUCACUUUGUUAAGAUAAUUGUAUCCAUUCUUGCACCAAGUUCUGUAAUCAAGAGAUCAUACCAGAAUUCAAUAUUUUUUUCAAUAUCA